Amphimedon queenslandica is the source of this 1945-nucleotide messenger RNA. RefSeq names its product vacuolar protein sorting-associated protein 52 homolog. The record is from RefSeq and is a predicted model, not a curated record. The coding region runs from base 71 to 1867 and encodes 598 amino acids. The transcript is spliced from 18 exons. Gene Ontology annotation, biological process: Golgi to vacuole transport; lysosomal transport; endocytic recycling. Gene Ontology annotation, cellular component: GARP complex. Lineage: Eukaryota; Metazoa; Porifera; Demospongiae; Haplosclerida; Niphatidae. Gene Ontology annotation, molecular function: syntaxin binding.
CAUCAAGCAAAGCGACAGCAUCGCUAGUCUCCACUAUCAGAUCAAGAACUGUGAUGAUAUACUAUCAAGAAUGGAGGAAAUGUUAAGCAAAUUUCAAUUGGAUUUAGGUAGCAUUAGCACUGAAAUACAGUCACUGCAGGACCAGUCUCACUCUCUUAGUGCCAAACUUCAAAACAGACAGGCUGUCAGAAGUGAAUUGACUUCGUAUUUAAGGAAUAUUUCAGUUAGCGAGCAUCUUGUACAGCAUAUUACUGAUACUCCUGCUAGCGAAAAAGAGUUUAGUGAGACGUUGCGAGAAUUAGACGAGAAAUUAAAGUUCCUCAACCUCCAAAGCUUUAACGAGUAUCGCUCAGUUUAUGAUGUCCACGACGUACUAGUGAAAUUGAAGAUCAAAGCAAUCACUAAAACUCGUGAGUUUAUUAUCAGCAGAAUUUACCAGUUUAGACGUCCAAUGGCUAACUACCAGAUGCUCCAGAAUCAACUACUUAAUUAUAAGUAUUUUAAUGAGUUUCUGCUAGCUCACAGUAGGGAGACUGCUAAUCAGAUCAGAGAAGAAUACGUGGACACACUCAGUAAAAUAUAUUAUUCUUAUUUCAAGGAUUACUACCACAAACUAAUGAAAUUACAAUUUGAGGAAGUUGCUGAGAAAGAUGAUUUAAUGGGAGUGGAAGACUCUGCUAAAAGAGGUGGCCUGUUCUCAAGUAGAAGUACAUACAAGAACAGGUCAACAGUAUUUACUCUUGGGCACAGAGACACUGUACUGACUACUGAACUGGAGGAUCCAAUAAUUGUCAUACCACAAGCACAGAAAACUGAGAAAAGAUAUCCAUUUGAGGCUUUAUUCAGGAGCCUUCAUUUUGCAUUGGUGGACAAUGCUUCAAGGGAAUUCCUUUUCAUUAACGAGUUCUUUAAUUUGACUUUAUCUUCCUGUCAGGAAUACUUUGAUUCUGUUUUCAGUAAAACAUUACAACUGAUACUGAGAAACAUAGAGAGUUAUUGUGACAGUUGCUAUGAUGCCAUUGGCCUAUUCCUCUGCAUUCACAUCGACUACAGAUUCAACGCAAUACUCCACAAAAGACAAAUAACUUGUCUGGAUAGUUAUUCUGAGGAGUUGCAGUCAUUAUUGUGGCCGAGGUUUAGGCACAUACUCACAUUAAAUGUAGCCAGUGUGAGAGAGGCUGACCCAUCAAGACUAGGACAUAUUGAUACAAGACCACACUAUAUUACCAGACGUUAUGCUGAAUUUUCCGCUGCUCUUGUAAGCAUUAAUCAAAGUGAACCUAAAGAACAGGUUGACAGAAGUCUCUCCUCACUUCAAUCUGAAGUUGAGAACUUUAUACUAAGAAUGGCGGCAGAGUUUCCAGACCGUAAAGAGCAGCUAGUUUUUCUGAUUAAUAAUUAUGAUAUGAUGCUUGCAGUAUUAACAGAAAGGACAUCUGAUGAAUCAAAGGAAUCCGAAACAUUCAAAUCUUUACUUCAUGCAAGAACGCAAGAAUUUGUUGAAGAAGUAUUGUCUCCAUAUUUUGGUGGAAUGACUGCUUUUGUUAAAGACACUGAGCUGCUCCUUGAGAGAGACAGGGCUAGAAUAACUGUCAAUGAAAAGCAUAUACAAAAUUUGGUUCGUGGUUUCAAUUCGGACUGGAAGAAAUCUUUGGAGUCCAUUAAUAAUGAAGUAAUGAAAGCUUUUACUAACUUUAAGAAUGGAACAGCAAUUCUGCAAUUGGCUCUUGGUCAGUUGAUACAGUAUUACCAUCGCUUUAAUAAAAUCCUCUCCCAGCAUCCUUUCAAGACUCUCUCAGUCCGUAGUGAGCUCAUUAACAUUCACCACCUCAUGGUUGAAGUGAAAAAAUACAAGCAAACUUUUUAGGUAGACAUAGCUGCUGAUUCUGUUUAUAUAAUUAUUGAGUAAAACAUUUUAUUUAUAAGUUGGGCUAAUUUUUUAGAA